CGUUGACUGGACCGCCUUUUGGUCUCCUGUCACCAAGGAACCUGAAGUCUGUCUUAUCCGCAAACUUGGAGGCAUCCCAACGCUUCUGAUCCACACCACCACCACCAACUCCUCCUCCGACAAAAGAGUGUAAUAACAUCAUUGCAUCUUUUUCAUCUCAUUCUGACCCCGACGUCCACCCACUUGGGCCAUUUGUACAUUACUCUUCCUAAAUACCGUCGAAUUCUAGGGCUGCUAGCUCGUGCUCAAUCCACCAGCGCAGCUGCAACUGUCCGACCGCGCCUGCCUCGAAUCUCAUACGACCUCAUUCGCACCUUCUUGUCCCUAUCGCAGUCGCACUUGCACUUGCGUCGACUCCGUCCCUUUCCAAUCUCGAUUCGAUCCUCGACUUCAACCUUGGAUCACAUCCUCCUAGCGAGGCUCUUUGUGGUCCUCCCUUCGUCUGAUUGACCCAUCCAAACUCCGACACCUGUCCAUCCCCUGGACCACCUCAAACAUGCUGCUCGGAAAAGGCAACGUCACAUGGAAGUCGGCCAAGAGCAGGUUACCACCAUGGAAAGCCGUCUUGAUGUUCCUCACUCGGACACGAUUCCUCGUCGCCGUCUUGCUGACGGGGCUCAUCAUUCUACUAUGGAGAGGGAUCACCGUCUCGACACAACAAAUGUCAAAUUUUUACUGUUUUGGCCCUGCCAAACCUCCCAUCGAAAUGAGCAAUAACGAAAUGGUCGCCUGGAACCAACACCUCCAGACCCCGAUCCUUUUCAACCAUCAUCAACCCUACGAGGUCAACUCUACCACCAUCCAACGUAUUGACCUCAACCCCAUCGCCUCUACCCCCAGAGCUCUUAGCAACAAAGAGCGCGUCCUCAUCCUCACUCCUUUGCGCGAUGCCUCCCCCUACCUCAUCAAAUAUUUCGACCUCCUGACCGAGCUGACCUAUCCGCAUGAACUUAUCGACCUGGGUUUCUUGGUUGGUGAUUCUUCCGACGACACCCUAGCCGUCCUCGCUGCAGAACUCGACAGAAUUCAACAAAGGACUGAUGCAAUCCCAUUUCGCAGCGUUACCAUUGUGGAAAAGGACUUUGGCACGGAUUUGAAAAUGGACGUUGAGUCAAGACAUGGGUUCGCCGCCCAGGGCCCGCGAAGAAAGCAGAUGGGCAAGGCUCGAAAUUACUUGCUCUCGGCAACCAUGAAGCCAGAACAUUCUUGGAUCUACUGGCGUGACGUCGACAUCGUUGACAGCCCUAAGAAGAUCAUCGAAGAUUUUGUCGCGCACGAUCGCGACAUCUUAGUUCCCAAUGUCUGGUUCCAUCGCUACGACCAAGGCCGCGACAUUGAAGGUCGCUUUGACUACAACUCUUGGGUUGAAUCCGACAAGGGUCGCAAAUUGUCCGCUUCCCUGGACAGAGAUGUCGUUCUUGCCGAGGGAUACAAAGAAUAUGACACCGGCCGGACAUACAUGGCCCGCAUGGGUGAUUGGAGAAACAAUAAAGAUGAGGAGAUCGAACUCGACGGCAUCGGUGGUGUCAAUAUCUUGGUCAAGGCCGACGUCCAUCGAUCUGGAAUCAAUUUUCCCUCGUAUGCUUUUGAGAAUCAAGCUGAGACGGAAGGCUUUGCCAAAAUGGCCAAGAGAGCCGGUUACCAAGUCUACGGUUUGCCUAAUUAUGUUGUUUGGCACAUUGAUACAAGAGAAAAGCCUGGAAAUGCAUAGACGUCGAGGAAAUGAUUUCCUCUUUUGCAAAAUGGUCGGGGAUCUCUGUCGCACACGCGAAAGGUCCAACCGCUGAUUGGGGUGGCCGUAGAACGAUAACAUAUUCAUGGUUAUCUCUACGGCGGCAGACCUGGUGUCAAGGUCGAUGCCCAAGUUUACGACGGAUGCACAGGUUAAUCUUUGGAAGGGCGCCGAUUGGGUAUGGGCACCACCCGGCGCUCUAGACGUGUAUAUCCUGCCCCAAGCUGCCUUCGUCUUCCGGAGACGUGGGGUCGGUUAUUAGGAGGACGGGGAGAGCGAUGUUUCGGCGUACUCGGGGAUUAAAACGAUGCACAAUAUCAUGAACUUGAUCACUAUGAAUUUAGUAAGCAACUCGAGUCUGUGUGGACCAAAUGUUGGUUCAAGGCUGCAACUGCAUGCAUCGACAACAACAUGCCCUCCUGGGUCUAAGCUAAGGGGGAGAGACUUGCCCUGUCAAUGAAAGUCGUUGGAAAUGCGGGAGAUGUACAUGAUGGUGAGGUGGGAGGUUUACAUGUAGACACGUCUAGGUUGAAGUUCUUUGUUCAUAUUCGUAUUCGCGUCUAUUUCCACUCAUCUAAUAAGACUUGUUUCGAAA
Molecule: messenger RNA, 2327 nt
Organism: Exophiala mesophila
Lineage: Eukaryota; Fungi; Ascomycota; Eurotiomycetes; Chaetothyriales; Herpotrichiellaceae
Exons: 5
Coding region: 497-1711 (404 amino acids)
Biological process (GO): protein N-linked glycosylation; cell wall mannoprotein biosynthetic process
Cellular component (GO): mannan polymerase complex
Molecular function (GO): alpha-1,6-mannosyltransferase activity
Source: RefSeq, a predicted model, not a curated record